Molecule: messenger RNA, 1974 nt
Organism: Punctularia strigosozonata HHB-11173 SS5
Lineage: Eukaryota; Fungi; Basidiomycota; Agaricomycetes; Corticiales; Punctulariaceae
Exons: 7
Coding region: 1-1974 (657 amino acids)
Source: RefSeq, a predicted model, not a curated record
AUGGACUAUCUCCAGCAUUCCUCAUACAAGGAUACGCACGGCGUUUGGAUUGUUCACCUCCAUGUCAACGGACGAAUGUAUUGGCGACUCACCCCGACUGCUGCAAAAUUUCGACAUCACAGCAUUCGUGUCGUAUCCAGCAUUGAACCCCAUGCUCUGGUGCGAAAGAAAGCAUGGAGAACGAUAUUCUCUGCACUGUCCGGCGCCGGGUUUCCCAAGGAUGUUCCUGGUCAACUUGAACUUGGCAGGGUUGAUCGUCUAGAGUUGCACACGGACGAUGGAAAGGAUGUGUUUACCGUGGACCAUGCCGUGCAACGCGCAACAGAGGCUAAUUGUGCUGAAGAUGCAUUAUACCCAAAGGCACUGCUGCAAACUGAUGUUGAAACCAGUAUGUGCUGUGAUGUGACUCGUCUCCAGCACUCUGUUUACGAGAAGAUACCUCCAGUAUACAAUCAACAGCACCGUUACUGGGUGCAGAUGCAGACAUUUCCAUCCCACACAAAACUCCCUCGCAUCUCUGUUCACUCAGCUAUGAAUGCACUGUUAUGGAGCCGUGCUGACCGCCUGCUGUUCCCUACUUCCAAUGCACCGUAUACCAAGGAGUCUUGCUCUGAAAUGAUCACAUCACUGCAAGACAUCUCUGAGGAGGCUGCCAAGAAUGAACAAGGAAUUUCUCUCGAGACUUGGUACGUGUCUGCGAUAUUGCGGUACAUCAACGCACAAUUAUACCGCAAUCGCGCCCGGUUGGAGGAGUCCCCAGAAUUUGAUCCGAAAAUCUUGAGCAUUGCUGGGUCAUUGAUCUGGACUUUUCUAUCGUUUGCAUUGCUCACCUCGCCAUACGGAUAUUUGCGUCGAAUCACGGCUGUGGACCGCACGAAAAUUGGGGACGGCGUUAGCACAAUCAGAUGGCACCGGUUCAUCUCAAGUUUAUGUCAUGAAUGGAAUGCUAGCAAUCUUCUGUCAACGGUACUGAUUUCGGCUACUGUCAGUCUUCUUGCUGCACCUGGUAUGGAUGGAGUGGCUGUCAUCUUGGCAGUGCUCUCUGUUAUAUGUGCUAUAUUCUCUAUAUGCUUUGGCCUAUACCUACUGUGGAUGCAUCAAACUUUAGAGGAAACAGACGGUGGUCAGGCACUCCACUACUUUACCAGAGCAACAGCACUCACUGGAUCCCCUCAUCUCCUCGCUCUGGGUCUCUCCUUACCAUUGGCUUCAACAAUUUAUGGGAUGUUGUUGUUUUUAGCUUCCAUUGUUGCAUAUGCGGUGGACUCCCGUUUCCCAAGUGUGCAGCAGAUCAUCAUCACUGUGAUGCGUUAUGCAUCUGUUGCUAGCUUGGGGUUGUUGCUUGCUCUUGCAUGCAUCUUACUAUCACUUUUUGACCGGACAGUACAACAAAUUGUGGAGCACUUUCAUCCUCCCAUACCAAUUGUUGAAGCACCACAGCAGGAAGAGGGUAGCCUCGAGGUUGGCCCGAGUGGUCUGAGUCUACCAAAUCCCGAUCACAAUAUGAGCAUAAUGCGGAUUCCACCUUCCACCCACUCAGUACCAUCUGUACCUGAUAGCGGAGUACACAUGGUUGCACAAGGCCCUAAUGCUCACGUACACCUGGUUGCACCAGGACCUAAUGCCGAUGUGCCUCCGGUUCAACCAGGACCUAAGGGCAAAAUACGCCUGGUUUCACGAGGCCCAAAUGUGCAUGUACACCCAGUCACACCAGGACCCAAUGCCCACAUACGCACGGUUACACCAGGACUGAACACUGAGGUACACCCAGUCACAGGAUCUCUUGGCAACAUAGGCCCAGAUGCACCAGGACCCAAUGUCGGUGUACGCACAGUUCAACCAGGACUUAUUGGUGGCAAACUAUUGGUCUCAUCUUCGCACACAAGAUCUCAAACGCCUCCAAUGGAGCCUACGAGGGGGCUGUCUUCUAUGCCGGCUGGCGAGUUGUGGGGAAAUGUUCAUGAGCGAACAUGA